Acanthoscelides obtectus is the source of this 1011-nucleotide messenger RNA. NCBI's taxonomy places the organism in Eukaryota, Metazoa, Arthropoda, Insecta, Coleoptera, Chrysomelidae. The record is from the annotation of a GenBank genome assembly.
AUGUCGCGAAUUACUUUUUACGAGUUAUUAGCAGUUUGUGGAGAAAAACUAGCAAAGAAAGAUGCACGUAUGAGAAAUGCGAUAAUAUCAGAGGAAAAACUAGUAAUAACUAUCCGAUAUUUGGCUACGGGCUGCUCUUUGGCCGAAUUACAUUAUAAUUUUCGUAUUGGUAGAUCUAUUGCUAGUAACAUUAUCCAAGAAAUAUGCGAAGCAAUAUGGAUUGAAUUAGCAGACAAAGUUAUACCGCAAUGUUCAACAGAGAAAUGGAUAGAAAUUGCUAAAGGGUUUCAAACAUGUGCACAGUUUCCCAACUGUGUAGGAGCAAUAGACGGGAAACAUAUUUGGACUAAGCAGCCACCCAAUAGUGGGUCUAUGUACUACAAUUAUAAACAGUACUAUUCUACGGUACUGUUUGCGAUGUGCGAUGCAAAUUAUUGCUUCUCGUAUAUUGAAGUGGGAUUAUAUGUUAAAUCAAGUGAUGCUGGCAUAUUCACAAAUUGUAAACUUUAUGAACGAUUAGUUGAUGGUACAUUGGGAGUCCCUGCACCAUGUGCUAUUGACGAAACGAAUGAAAAAUAUCCUUUCAUAAUAGUUGGCGAUGAGACAUUCCCCUUAUCCGAAAAUUUGCUUAGGCAUUUUGGAGGUAAACAACUGACACCUUUAAAAGAAACUUUCAAUGCUAGAUUAACCAGAGCCAGAAGAUAUAUCGAAUGCUGUUUUGGUAUUCUAGCCAACAAAUGGCGUAUAUUUCAUCGACCUAUUGACCUCGAUAUUGAUGUAACUGUAACUGUAGUUAAAGCUGCUUGUGUGUUACAUAAUUUUAUAAGGACAAGGGAUGGCAAUCGGUGGAAUGACGAGAAGUUAGAUGAAAAUAUCAAUCUUGAAGGUCUAGCACCAGAUACAACCCACAGAGGAAAUCCAUUAGCAUUAUCCGCUAGAGAUAAAUACGGUCAAUAUUUUGUAGAACAAAAAACCGUUAAAAUAAUAAAGAUAGCCAAUAAAAAAUGUUAA